AUGGAGGAGCAAACAACCCACGUCCCUCAGCAGCAGCCAGCACACUGCACUACCGUGACUCCCGCCAUGUCAGCAUCCGCGUCUGUGCUCUCUCUCUCCUUUCUAUUCCUCAUCUCUUUUGGGCCGGUCGGCCUCUCCCAUGCCGCUUCCAAAUGCUCCGUGCCGACGCCGCCGAUCAACAUCCCCAUAUUCCCUACCGACAUCGACCUGCUGCAGUUCGCGCUUAACCUGGAACACAUGGAGGCCGACUGGUUCUUGUACGGCGCGCUCGGCUACGGCCUCGACGCCGUCGCUCCUGAGCUCGUCAUGGGCGGACCUCCGCCCAUCGGCGCCACCAAGGCUAAUCUUGAUAACGUUACCAGCGCCAUCAUGGCUGAGUUUGGAUAUCAGGAAGUCGGUCAUCUCAGGGCCAUCAAAUCGAUGGUGGGUGGCUUCCCCAGGCCAGUGAUCGAUCUCAGCGGCAAGCACUUCGCCAAGAUAUUUGAUGACGCUUUUGGAUUCCAUCUCGACCCUCCCUUCGACCCCUACCUCAACAGCGUCAACUACCUGUUGGCCUCGUACGUAAUCCCCUACGUUGGGCUCGUUGGCUAUGUGGGCGCCAACCCCAACAUCAACGGUUUUCUCUCCAAGAGACUUCUUGCAGGACUGUUGGCAGUUGAAUCUGGGCAAGAUGCAGUUAUAAGAACCCUACUGUACGAGCGAGCGAAUGAGGUCGUCCAACCUUACAAGAACCUAACAGUGGCAGAGUUCACCACGAAGGUGUCAGAGCUAAGGAACAAGCUGGCUUCUUGUGGUGUCAAAGACGAAGGCCUUCUCGUCCCCGUCGGCUGGGGAGCCGAGAACAAGACCAACAGCAACGUACUCUCGGCCAACGUCAACUCGGUCGCUUACAAGAGGACGCCGGCGGAGAUCCUUCGGAUCGUUUAUGGCACCGGCGAUGAAGGAACGCCCGGAGGCUUCUUGCCGAAUGGUGGCGAUGGUGCCAUUGCCAAAGGGCUUCUUAAAUUUGCUUAGAAUCUAUGUAUGAAACAUUGGGGAUGCCAUUUUUAA
Musa acuminata AAA Group (dessert banana) is the source of this 1050-nucleotide messenger RNA. RefSeq names its product ferritin-like catalase Nec2. NCBI's taxonomy places the organism in Eukaryota, Viridiplantae, Streptophyta, Magnoliopsida, Zingiberales, Musaceae. The record is from RefSeq and is a predicted model, not a curated record. The coding region runs from base 1 to 1014 and encodes 337 amino acids. The transcript is spliced from 3 exons.